ACCACUCUCAUCAAUUUCUCUUUUGUCCAAUUACUUGAAUUACAAUCUUACCCACCAACGAAGAAACAUUUUUCUUCUUCUUCUUCUUCCUUUCUAUAUAUAUCAAAAAAUAUUACUACACACCAAACAUCAUAUAAUUUCCAUACUAACGCACCUUUCCUUAAAUAAACUUAGUUUGAUUCUUUUGAAGUCAUGGAAGGUUCAAAUAAGGAAAUGAACAUUCCAAAAAUAGUAUUCUUCGAUAUAGAAACAACAGUUCCAAUGAGAGCAGGAUUAGGCCAAGAAAACCGGUUCUGGAUAUUAGAGUUUGGUGCAAUUGUUAUAUGUCCUCAAAAACUGAUGGAAAUCGAGAGUUUCUGCACACUGAUUCGGCCUGGAGACCUGUCUGCUGUUCCAUUAAAGUCGACUCGAAGCGAGGGGAUCACAAGACAGAUUGUGAGUCAUGCUCCAACAUUUGAGGAAGUUGCUGACAAAAUAUAUGAAGUGUUGGAUGGUAAGAUAUGGGCAGGUCAUAAUAUUCAGAGGUUUGAUUGUCAUAGGAUUAAGGAAGCUUUUGCUGAUAUUGGUCGUAAAGGUCCUCAACCUUCGGGUAUGAUUGAUUCUUUGGGUGUUCUUUCGGAUAAAUUUGGAAGAAGAGCUGGUGAUAUGAAGAUGGCAACAUUAGCUAAUUACUUUGGACUUGGUCAGCAAAAGCAUAGGAGCCUUGAUGAUGUACGUAUGAACUUAGAAGUCCUCAAAAGUUGUGCAACAGUCCUCUUCCUGGAGUCAAGUUUACCAAAUGUGCUGAGCAACAACAGGCAAAAUGGCUCAUACACAAUGAUAACAAGGAGCAGGAAUAAUGCACAAAACAAGAAAAUGCUACAAACUAAUAAUAAUAAUAAUAAUAAUAAUAAUAAUAAUAAUAAUAAUAGACAAGAAUCAAGUACCAGAAAAUCUCCUCCUGCAGCUUCAAUUGGGUAUAUAAGAUCAGUACCUUAUCCAACAAGAGCAAGUUUAAGAAAGAUGACUGAAAGAGUUAAGAGUAUAUUGUGCAAAGCACAAAGCAGCCCAUCCAUCAAUAAUUUGAUUAAACAUUCGCAUUCAAUUCUACGAUAGUCUCCGAAAAAUACAUAUCUCAUAUUAUAUAAUUGUUCUUCUAUUUCCUGAUCUAGAAGAGUUAAGAAGACUCUCUAUUCCACGGAAAGUCCAUCGACAUAAACUUUUAAUUAGUUCAUUAAUUUGGUAUCAGAAGAUAACGUUAUUCUUCAAAUAUUCUUAUGGGGAAGAAAACUUGAGGGUACGUGAUUACUGGAUUUUAGAAGCAGCUGCAAGGAAAGUGCAUGAUUUUAUGCAUUAGAGUCAUGAAGAAGUUACUAACAUCAUUCUUUUUUUUUUUUUUUUUUUUUUUCCUUUUUCUCUUCUUCAUUGGGUUAAUCUUCCUUCAUUCUUGAUCUUUUAUUUGCAUAUAAUGAUUUCAUACAUUUUAAUUUGUACAUUAUAAUACUUUGAGUCAUUCAAUUGUAAAUAAAAUUCUUUAUCUGUGUAAAGGUUUCAAUUUUCAAUUGGAGACAAAGGGUGAAUAAAGAAUUUGUCCGCUUUUAUUUUUUGUUUUGAAAAUCUUUCAAAGGUUUACUAGUUUUCCUGUUUGCAGCAUUAUAUAUGGAAUAAUAAUAUGCAAAAUCAAAUUAGACAAAAUAAAUUGUUAACGAGGUUCGGCUAC
Molecule: messenger RNA, 1699 nt
Organism: Amaranthus tricolor (Joseph's coat)
Lineage: Eukaryota; Viridiplantae; Streptophyta; Magnoliopsida; Caryophyllales; Amaranthaceae
Product: protein NEN4
Exons: 5
Coding region: 193-1095 (300 amino acids)
Molecular function (GO): nucleic acid binding; 3'-5' exonuclease activity
Source: RefSeq, a predicted model, not a curated record